This is a messenger RNA of Lachancea dasiensis, 960 nucleotides long. NCBI's taxonomy places the organism in Eukaryota, Fungi, Ascomycota, Saccharomycetes, Saccharomycetales, Saccharomycetaceae. The record is from the annotation of a GenBank genome assembly.
AUGAGCGGAAUAGGGGAGUCAAGAUCGGAACUGCUAGGAUGGUUAAACGAGCUUUUGCGGUUAAAUUACGCGAAAAUUGAGCAGUGUGGUACUGGCGCCGCAUACUGUCAGAUCAUGGACUCCAUAUACCGGGACGUUCCAAUGCAUCGUGUGAGAUUCAAUGCUACGGCAGAGUAUGAGUUUCUUACAAAUUUCAAGAUUUUGCAAAGUUGUUUCACCAAACAUCGUCUCGAGAAGACUAUAUUGGUAGAGAAGCUCGUCAAAUGCAGGUUCCAAGAUAAUCUUGAGUUCCUACAGUGGUUGAAAAGAUUUUGGACCCAAAAUAAGGACGAGAGCACCUAUGAUCCCGAGUCUAGGCGUAAAUAUCGCGCUCCCGUUGCUCCUGUCACGUCAAACAGCGGGUAUCCAGGAUCUCACACAUCAUCUAUGCAUGGCAGCUCCAAUUCUGUCCCUCCAAGUGUGACUAAAAGACGCGUUAGUGGUCCUUUGCGAAACUCGGCAACAAGCUCAUCGCGUACAGCGACCUCGCUCACUUCUCGUAAGUCAUCUAGCGAGCAGCAGUUAUUGAGUGUUCAAACUAAGCUUUCACAGACACAACUGAAUAUGGAAAACCUGCAGAAAGAAGUGGGCCAGUACAAGGAGGCAAUGCUUAUCAUGGAGCGGGAACGUGACUUUUAUUUUGGCAAACUUAGGGACAUUGAGAUUCUAUCACAAUCCACUAAGGAUUUGUGUAAAGAAGGCAUCUAUUCGAACGACCCUAAUGAGCUGGUCCGGUUUUUGGACAAAAUACAGCAAGUGUUGUAUGCGACGGAAGAAGGUUUCGAAGUUGCUGACGAUGAUAAGAAUCUCGACGACCGUGAGGUACCUCUUGAUAAGAGGAACGACAACGUAUCAGGAGAAGUAAUAGAUACAAAGCAUCAGCCUACACAUAACUUAAUUACCGACGAGGAAACUUUCUAG